Molecule: messenger RNA, 4433 nt
Organism: Cololabis saira (Pacific saury)
Lineage: Eukaryota; Metazoa; Chordata; Actinopteri; Beloniformes; Belonidae
Gene: heg1
Product: heart development protein with EGF-like domains 1
Exons: 14
Coding region: 142-3306 (1054 amino acids)
Biological process (GO): heart development
Molecular function (GO): calcium ion binding
Source: RefSeq, a predicted model, not a curated record
AGUGUGAGCAGCUCUUUCUCCCCCCAGGAGUUUCCCUCCAGCUUCCCUCCCCAUUAACCGAGCGUCCCCCCCUCAUGGUGUCCUCCGGGAGGCUCCUCGGCAUUCACUCGACUUUUCGGCCACUCUGGGGUGUCCGCGACCAUGGAAACGUGCUUAGUGAGUCCCGUCCCGGGUCCGCGGUGUCCGCUGCUGCUGCUGCUGCUGCUGCUGCUGGCCGGGCCGGGGCCCCUGCAGGCGGCGGGGACCCCGGGGCCCCCGGGGCCCCCCGCUCCCAACAGCACCGGCGGGGUCCCGGGUGGGCUUUACUCCCACGUUACCACUGAUGAUGAACUGAGAAGCGCUGGAGGCGCCGCAGCUUCUACUUCUUACUCCAGCGAGAGUUUAUCCCCAUCACAGAGACACGUCCUGCUCACGCACGCUGCUGGAAACCCGGACGCUGAGCAGACGAAUACCUUCACAGAAACGAGCACCAAGCCACCACAGGCCACAAAUCUGUCAACUGAGCCACUUACCUCCACCCUCAUAGCCACCACUGAGGCUGACAGUGGCAGCAGCAGCAGCAGCAGUAGUAGUAGUAGUAGUAGUAUUAGUAGUAGUAGUAGUAGUAGUAGUAGUAGUAGUAGUAGUAGUAGUAGUAGUAGUAGUAGUAGUAGUAGUAGUAGUAGUAGUAGUAGUAGUAGUAGUGCUAGUAGUAGUAGGAGUAUCAGCACCAGCAGCAGCAGCAGUAGUAGCAGUAGUGGCAGCAGAAGCAGUAUCAGUAGCAGUGACUGGACGGAUUUUACUAACACAAACCAGAUGCCAAGCGUCACCCACGCUGUGUCCCGGGAGGCCAGGUCCAGUCAGACUGUGGAGGAGGGAACAGCUCGCGACAGCCCAGCAUCCACCCACCUGUCAGAGGCUUCCACCUCGCAGGUGUCGCACACGGCGGUCCUCACCAACACCACGUACACCACCACCAUCAGCCGCGCCGGGGAGAGGACCCUGCUGUCCGUUACCUCCUCCUCCAGCAACAGCACCUCCUCCGCCUUUACAGAAGACUCCAGUCCCCAUCAUCCUCUUUCCACCAGGGAAAUGCCUCCCAGCCCUGCAGAGACAGAAGAUUAUACCCAAAGUGGGCCGUCUACAAGGACUAACGGGGGAGACGUAACAGAGCAGCACGCAACCGGAGCCUCUUCAGAGACCGGAAGCCCAGCGAGCACCAGCGGGACCCGGAGUUUAACUGAACCUAAGACCACCGACCACCAGCACACUUCAACAUCACAGGAGACGUCCGACUCCACGCCGCCUCUCAGAGUGUCAGAGCCCAGCACCGGCCAAUCAGAGGUGUCCGUGUCCUCCACACCACCGUUCACGUCACCUGUGGGAGGUGCUACAAGUGUUUCUGGGACGGACCAGGAGCCCGGCUCGAGUGUGGGAACGUCCACGGAGUCUUCCACCGGAGCCCACAGCUCUCACACUGACAAUCAGGAGGGAGACGAGAGGAUUCCCUCCCAGACCAGCGAGGGCGGGGUGGGCCAGGGUCUGACGGCCGCUCCCUCCACAGUCAGCAGCAGCACAGCUGAAAUAAACAAGCCUAUGACGGACAUGCCGGUGCUGGUUACCAGGGCCUUCCUCACCGCCACACCAGCCACGCUUACGGAAAGCAGCUCACCGUUAACAGAGGAGGACGUUUCCAGAGCGACAGGCUUCACCACCACCACCGUGGCCUCUACCAGCCCUCCUCUACCUGCAACCUCCUCCCCGAGGAUCAGCAGCUCCACCGGCAGCUACACGUCAGAGGUCCCCACGCAGGCCACCGUCCCAGUCACUGCACCGUCAGCCACGGUCUCCACCCUGUCCCUGCUGACGCCUGCAGCGCACCAGACGCCCGCUGUCAAAACCCAGAUACCCUCAACGGGAAGAGCUAAACCCACAAAAGCCACCACCCUGCGCACCGACACAAGUGCAGGAACCCAAAGAAGCACAACAACAGCUCCGAUCCAGUUCACCACCACCACCACGGACGCACACAGCACUCCGAGUGGGAGCUUGGAGACCCAGCAGACCACCGGGGGACAGACAGAGAGAGGAGCUACCGAGCGGGUGGUGACAACGCUGCCCCCUAGUGUUCCACUCACCAAGAGCACACCAAGAAACCCGUGCUCGUCAAACCCUUGCAUGAACGGGGGCAAGUGUGUGAGCUAUAAAGGGCCCGAGUACACCUGCGCCUGCCAGCAGUCCUGGACAGGACCGACCUGCAACCAGGACGUGGACGAGUGUGAGCAUGACCCCUGCCCCGUCGAGUCCACAUGCGUUAACACGCGGGGCUCCUUCAGCUGCGAAUGUCCGCUCGGCUUCGACCUCGAGGACGGACGCACCUGCACAAGAAUAAAAACAUUUCUGGGAACAUUCAGCUUUAACAGACACGAAGCUUCGAUCAAGAGCACCGCUAUGCAUGAGAUCCAGCGAGAGAUCAUCCAGCUGCUCAACGUGUCGUUGUCAGUCCUUCGAGGUUACAUUCGCUCCACUGUGAGGAAAAAGGACAAGGAUGAGGCUCAUAUCUUGGCUGUCAACAUGUUUUCCCUCUCCACGGAUGUGACGACCGCCGAGGUCUUCAACAGCAUCCAGAUGUCGCUCAGCAACUGCAGCUCCUCACUGACCCACUGCCGAAUGGUCCUGCAGUACCAGCUCUCCUACCACAUGGAGAGCCUGUGCGUGGCCCAGAAGACCCGCUGUGACGGGGAGCGCUCCACCUGCACGGACAGCACUGGGACGGCCUACUGCCAGUGUCUCCAAGGCUAUUACAAACACAACCCUGAGGACCUGUCCUGCUUAGAGUGUGGGGACGGCUACAAGCUGGAAAAUGGCUCCUGUAUCCCGUGCAUGUUUGGAUUCGGAGGAUUCAAUUGUGGAAACUUUUACAAGCUGAUUGCCGUCGUGGUGUCACCAGCAGGCGGCGCGCUGCUCCUCAUCCUCGUCAUCGCUCUCGUUGUCACCUGCUGCAAGAGAGACAAAAAUGACAUCAAUAAAAUAAUCUUCAAGAGCGGAGACAUGCAGAUGUCCCCAUAUUCAGACUUCCCAAAAAACAACCGGAUAUCCAUGGAGUGGGGCAGGGAGACCAUAGAGAUGCAGGAGAACGGCAGCACGAAAAACCUGCUGCAGAUGACUGACAUUUACUACUCUCCCGCUCUGCGCAACUCGGACCUGGACAGAAAUGGCUUGUAUCCGUUCCCAGGUCUGCCGGGGUCUCGCCACUCCUGCAUCUACCCCGCCCAGUGGAACCCGUCCUUCAUCAGCGACGACUCACGGAGGAGAGACUACUUUUAACAGCCCCGCCCUGCGAACACACACACAGACACUUUCUGUUAUCCUGACAAUGGCGAUGGUUGUCUGACACGGCGACAACACUCGUUUUUCCAAACUCCUUUUGACCAUCUGAAUUCAGGGUUGCACACUAACUGUGUAGAUGUGUAUGUAUGUAUACGCAUGUGUCUGCAUAUUAUUUAAGAACACAUAUUUGCUGGUAAAAUGUGCUCCGUCGUGACCAUUUAAGUGUUGUAGCAUGGCUUGAUUCCUUUACUUCAACUCAUGUGUACCUCACAUGGCUGCUGGACUGUUUGAAGUGUUUUUCCUGCCUCUAAUGUAGCAGCUGAUUCUCAGCUUCAGCGGAACCGUAGGAUAUCCAUUACCAUCGAAACAGGUCGUGCAGCAAGUCAAUAACGCAAGAUUGGACAUAAAAAGAUGUAUGGUGUUCCCAUUCUGCCCAGCAGGAUUGGGGAAAGGGGGACAAAACACAAUACACAAACGGUAAUGUGCGAUGUGAAGCCAAUAGACCAGAACGUGCAAAAAAUACUGAAACUGCAGCUCCUGGAGUGCAGAAAUAUAUAAAUACGUGCGUGCCACUGCUGUGAUCUGAAAUAAUCUUCUCAGAUGAGUCAGAGAGGAAAGUUUUGAUCAGACACGAGGAAAAGUAACUCACCGAAGAAUGCACAAAUUCUGAUUUCAUGCUGAACGAGACGGAGGAAGACUUUGUGAUCUGACACCGGCUGUUAUUUAUUAUUCUAUGUAUGUCCAAGCUGUUCACAUUCAGAAUGAUGGGUUUCUCAUCCAUACACACUGAAGGAUAAACCUGUGGCUUUAAGUGCGUGUGUGCAUGUGUUUGAGUGCAUGUGAGAUGAGGCGUGUGUGUGUGACAGGAAUAAUUGCGUGUAUAGCGGAAGGAUCAUAAAUGUUUGAAUGCCAGGAUGUAUCAUAAUUAGCUGUCCCUUCCACGAAUUAUAAUUUUUUAUGAGUAUUGUCUUUCUUUUUGUUUAUAAUGGAGUGUUGACUCUGGCGUUUUAGUCAGACGUGCUUAUUUAAAUAAAUAAAUGUUAAAACAAAAAAGAGAAUGUAACGGCCUCUUGUCUUUCGGGUGCUGCAAAUGCGUUCUGAAUAAACCACUUUUAUUGCCCUUU